Medioppia subpectinata is the source of this 477-nucleotide messenger RNA. The record is from the annotation of a GenBank genome assembly. NCBI's taxonomy places the organism in Eukaryota, Metazoa, Arthropoda, Arachnida, Sarcoptiformes, Oppiidae.
UAAAAACUGUGUGUAUAGUGCAUUGAAAUGAAAAUUAUAUUUUUAUUUUUAUUUAAUUUGUUAUUUUUGUUAAUAAAAUAAAUUAUGACUGACUUUACCGGCAAAUACAAGCAGACAUCCAGCGAUAAUCUGGAGGCUCUACUCAAACAUCAAGGAGUUGCCGAUGAUAUGAUCGCACGGAUCACGUCCGAGACACAGGAACUGGUAUUUACCAAAUCGGGCAACGGUUACACACUUCAGACCAUUUACCCGAGUCAUAAGCGGGAGACUAAGUUUGAGUUGGGCGUUGAGUUUACCGAGACAUUUCCGAAUGGCCAUACUUUACAAUCAGUGUUCACCGCCGACGGUAAUCGUCUCGUUAGGACCGGAAAGGGAGACAAACCGAUGACUGUUGUGCACGAGUUGACCGGCAAUGAUCUCCGGGUGACCAUGACUUCGGGUCCGGUUGUGGCCGUCCGUACCUAUGCUAAACAGUAG